GAUAAACCUCCGUUUAUCCUCCGUCACUCCCUCCUCUGCUUCUCUCUCCUCCUCAACCGAAACCGAUAAACCUUAUUUUUCCAGCAGAUGAUCUCUCCGAGAACCAGUUCCUAGCCAGACUCUCCGAUCAAUGGUCAGAUAUCGCGAUCAGCCUCCCGCAAGAAUCCGUCCAUCAACCUCGGGGCAGCAAAAUUAGGACAUCAUCUGUUAUUGAUCACUGAUCAGACUCCAAGAAGAAGAAGAUGAAGAACACCCAAGUGCCGGAGUGCGUCGAGUGCCACACCACGAAGACACCGAUGUGGAGAGGCGGGCCUGCCGGGCCUCGGUCACUGUGCAAUGCGUGCGGGAUCAAAUACAGGAAGAGGAACCGGGGAUUGCUCGGCUCGGAGAAUCGGGUAUCGAAGAAGACGUCCGAGGAUAGUAACAGUAGCAGCAGUAACAGCAGAGGGAAACAGAGGUGGAAGCUGAGGGAGGAAGAGGAAGCUGCUAUACUCUUGAUGGCUCUGUCCUGUGGCUCUGUUUCUGCAUAAAAAGAUUACCGAUGAUGAAGCAAUCUCCAAUACUUCUGGGUUCAUUUUGGUGAUCCUUUUUUUGGCUCGGAAUUCGAUGGAAUCAAAUCGAAUGAUGAAGCUGUAAAUGAAGGAACUGAAGAUCAAUGAAAGAAUGUUCUUCAGAAAAUUGAAAACAGGAACUUUUCUCUAUUUCUUUUAUUUUUCUUUCUAUGUUGUUGGGUUUCUUGUCUUGUCAGUUCUCGUGUUGAUACUCUAACGAGUAUAAAUUUAUUUUGGUCCAUCUUUCCAUUUAUUAUUAUCCCUUAAAUGAGUGGAAUUGUUUUUACUUUUUUCUUCGA
This is a messenger RNA of Punica granatum (pomegranate), 850 nucleotides long. NCBI's taxonomy places the organism in Eukaryota, Viridiplantae, Streptophyta, Magnoliopsida, Myrtales, Lythraceae. The record is from RefSeq and is a predicted model, not a curated record.